This is a messenger RNA of Cuscuta epithymum, 2948 nucleotides long. Lineage: Eukaryota; Viridiplantae; Streptophyta; Magnoliopsida; Solanales; Convolvulaceae. The record is from the annotation of a GenBank genome assembly.
AAAGCAUAUGGUCUGAAGAGUAACUAACAAGUCGAAUCCCAGCUCUCAUCGUGAAGAACAGUUUACAGUGCGAAGUUGAUCGCGUUUUUCUCUGAAAGCAAAGCAACCAUAUUACUGUUCGCUGAUAUAUCAGUCAACCUCUGCUUUUCAUAUUGAAUUAGGAGACAGAAGCUUCAGGAAAUGAAAAAGAAUCCGGGUUCUCUAUCCACAGUUCAUCUUUUGCUUCUUCUACAACUGUCACGGUUCCUUUCCAUUGCCUCAACAUUAUUGCUUCCCGCAAUUAACGAGUAAUCUAUAAAUGAAUCAGCUUGAUUGGCGUAUACUUUGUGGGAAUAUCUUGCCGUAGUGCUGUUCUAUUGAGUGCGAAAUGCUGAUUUGCGUGUAGCUUGUGCAAAAACUCUAUUUAAUGCAUAUUGCACCAAAUGUGUAACUUGUGCUGAUUUUUCUAGGCGUAGUUUAUUCAGCAACUGUGACCAUGGGUGAGGACCACUCAUCUGAGCCUGGUAGGUCAAAGAAGGCUGAGAGCUAUAGGGGGCAUGGCUAUAAUGAUCCUACGCAGAGGAAUGAGUUAUGGACUGAUGGGCUUAUUUGUGCUUUUGAAUUUGUUCAUGGACGAAGCAGAACCGGCAGGAAAGGAUCUUAUUCCAAAAGCUUUUCGCACACUGAGACGGAUAAUAGAUAUGCUAAAACAGAAGUGUCCACUCAUGGAGGACAUGAAUCUACCCCUCCAAUAGUUUUGGGAAAUCAGGAUAAUGCACCAGUGGAUGCUGUGGAUAGACUCUCUGGAAGCUGUUGGGUUCCUAUUGGUUGGGUUAGAAUUUCAGAACUUGUUCAGAUGGUGCAGGUUGAUUCUAGAUGGUCUGAUCAGCAGUUUGAUUUUAGGGGUGAGGAAAAUGACCUAACUGUUGCCGACGUAGCUAUUCCAUACUGGGAACGUCCUGCAGGGCCCAUAUGGUGGUGUCAUGUCGCUGCUGCUCAUCCUUCUGUUGAAUCAUGGCUUAGCAAUGCUGAUUGGUUGCAUCCAGCAAUUAGCAUUGCUUUAAGAGAUGAGAGUCGGCUGAUUAGUGAAAAGAUGAAACACCUGCUCUACGAGGUUCCGGUCAGAGUUGCUGGAGGGUUACUAUUUGAGUUGUUGGGGCAAUCUGCUGGUGAUCCAUAUAAUGAUGAAGAUGACAUUCCAAUUGUACUUCGCUCUUUUCAAGUUCAGAAUUUUCUAAUUAGUGCUUUGCAUGUGAAAGGAUCAUCCAAAAGCAUGAACGUUUUGGGAAUUACAGAAGUUCAGGAACUUCUUUCUGCUGGUGGUUAUAAUACACCACGGACCAUACAUGAGAUAAUCGCACAUUUAGCCAGCCGGCUAGCACGUUGGGAUGACAGAUUAUUUCGUAAAUCAAUAUUUGGUGCUGCUGAUGAAGUAGAGUUGAAAUUUGUUGUGAGGAGGAACCAGGAAGAUCUAAACCUGUUUGGCAUAAUCCUUAACCAGGAAAUCAGGAGAUUAUCAAGACAGGUUAUUAGAGUGAAGUGGUCUCUCCAUGCAAGGGAGGAGAUAGUUUUUGAGCUGCUCCAACAUUUGAGGGGGAAUGCAACAAGAAGCCUGCUGGAAGGAAUACAGAAGAGUACAAGGGAGAUGAUUGAAGAACAGGAAGCAGUACGAGCACGCUUAUUUACUAUCCAGGAUGUCAUGCAGAGCAAUAUUCGUGCGUGGCUGCAGGAUAGAAGCCUUAGAGUUACUCAUAACUUGGCGGUGUUUGGUGGAUGUGGAGUCGUUCUAACGAUCAUAACAGGGCUUUUUGGAAUCAACGUAGACGGAAUCCCCGGUGCUAGUAAUACGCCAUAUGCAUUUGGUCUGUUCACAGGGAUCCUUGUUUUAAUAGGCAUUUUGCUGAUCAUUGUUGGGUUGAUAUACCUGGGGCUGAAAAGGCCAGUUAGCGAAGAGGAGGUUGAAGUCAGAAAGUUAGAACUGCAAACUCUAGUCAAGGUGUUCCAGCAUGAAGCGGAAACUCAUGCUCAGGUUGGUCAACCUCGUUCUCACCAUAACUACUUGCCCCCAACUGCUGGUGAUAGGUUUGCGGAUGAUGCAAAUUUUAUUCGAAUCAGCUAACGUGAAAUACCAUGGAGUCACUCAAUGGAUAGUCCAGGUUGGAUCAUAACAUCAUGUGAAUGUACUGUUUCCACUGAAAUCCAUCAGUGCCGUCUGCUUAGCAUUUCUUUGAGGCUACGUUUUGAUCCCAGAAAAUGUUAGUAAAAAGAAAAAUGUUAAUAAGAAUUAUGGAUGGACCCGGGCCGGUUCGGGCCCGGUUCGGGCCUAGGCCCGGCCGGGCCUCGGGUCUUUUUUGUUGGGCCCGAGCCCGAACCGGUGGCCACCGGUUCCGGGUCCGGUUCCGGGCCGGACCGGGCCGGGCCGGUCGGGCCACCCGGUUUAAUUUUUUUUUUUUUUUCCUUUCUUCCCCCACCCCCUCACCCCCCACCCCCCCCAAACCCCCCCAAACCGGCCUAAACACAUAGCCCAAGCCCAACAGCCUAAAACAAAUGAAAAAAAUUAAAAAAAAAAUAGAUUUGGCCCGGACCCGGGCCCGAACCGGCCGGGCCGGGCCGUCAAAACCAUGAACCGAGCCCGGAACCGCCCCACCCCCGGGCCUCCGGCCCGAACCGGACCCGGACCCGGAUAACCGGGCCGGGCCGGGCCCGCACAGUAGCGGGUCGGGCCGGGCCCGGGCCGGGCGGCCCGAACCGAGGCCAUGCCUAAUAAGAAUAAAGUAUUAGUUCCAUUUUGGUUCUGGAUUAUUAACACGUACUAUAAAUAAAUAAGUAUAUUGGCUUAUCCCAUUCCGAUGUAUGAAAAGCUUGACUUAGUGUAUUUGUUUGUAUACCUGAUCAAAUAACUUAGUAUUUGGUAAAUUAAAAAAAGUGACAUCUACAGUUUAUUACAUCUUUGCCUCACUCUUGUCUAA